AUGGGAGGCUGCGGGGAAGGAGGAGAAAGGGGUAAAGGAGAAGAGGUCACAGGAGGAGAAAGAGUUAUAGGAGGUGGAGGCAGCGGAGAGGAGGUUACAGGAGGAGAAAGAGUUAUAGGAGGCGGCGGUGGGGGAGAGGAGGUUACAGGAGGAGAAAGAGUUAUAGGAGGCAGCGGAGAGGAAGAGGGGGUUAUGGGAGGAGAACGGAUUAUAGGAGGAGGUGGUGGGGGAGAAAAGGUUGCAGGAGGAGAAGGGGGUGUAGGUGGUGGUGGUGGAGGAGGAGAGGAGGUUAUAGGAGGAGAAACGGUUACAGGGGGCGGCGAAGGGGUUAUGGUGGCAGGUGGAGGUGAAGAUCCAUUUGGAGGUGGUGGGGGAAGAUAG
This is a messenger RNA of Cryptomeria japonica (Japanese cedar), 381 nucleotides long. RefSeq names its product glycine-rich protein 23-like. The transcript has a single exon. The record is from RefSeq and is a predicted model, not a curated record. NCBI's taxonomy places the organism in Eukaryota, Viridiplantae, Streptophyta, Pinopsida, Cupressales, Cupressaceae. The coding region runs from base 1 to 381 and encodes 126 amino acids.